Molecule: messenger RNA, 267 nt
Organism: Brassica napus (rape)
Lineage: Eukaryota; Viridiplantae; Streptophyta; Magnoliopsida; Brassicales; Brassicaceae
Product: glycine-rich RNA-binding protein GRP1A-like
Exons: 1
Coding region: 1-267 (88 amino acids)
Source: RefSeq, a predicted model, not a curated record
AUGGGAGGUAAAGGCGGUAGCGGUGGAGGAGGGAAGGGAGGUGGUGGUGGAGGAGGGAAAGGCGGCGGUGGUGGUAGCAGUGGAGGAGGUAGGAGCGGCGUUGGUGGUGGUCAUGGAGGAGGAGGAAAAAGUGGUGGUGGUGGAGGAGGUGGCUACAUGGUGGCACCAGGGAGCAACGGAUCUUCCUACAUUUCAAGAGAUAACUUUGAGAAUGACCCUAAAGGUUACUUUGAUAAUCUGCAUGGUAGUGGACAGGGCAGCAAGUAA